AUGGAAAUCAUUGAUAUCGAGCCGUCGGUGCCAUCGAGUAGUGAUUGUCUUGAAUACGACGCCGAGUGGUUGGCUAUACUUAAGUCGACCGACAAGUUGUCGAGUAUUGAUAGGAAGUGUUCAGUGCCCGCCAUGUGGUCCACUCUUCAUAAGGUGACCGAAAGUGAUAUAAAUGGUGUCAAACAACUCUUUGAUAACGAUUUAAAGAUUCCCCAAAACUUUGAAGUGUCGGAACCGGCGCUCCAAGAGAGUGAUAGUGACCCACAAAGGCUUCGUAAUUACACUAAUCCACGAACCGUUGAGUUUUGCAAAAGAUUGGGCAUAACUGAUCCCAUGGCAGCCAUUAUUGAGUCAUUGAAACCAUUGCCAAAUCCGGACCAGAUUUCCAUAAGUGAUGAUGAAGAAGAUGAAGACGAAGAACAGACUCUUUAUGGCACGAGUGAUGACAACCCUCUUAAACGCCAUAAACCGGAGGACACUAUAGAUGGCGGAGAUUUGUUCUUCGUUGACAAGGGAACAGAACUACCAAAAGGUGAUAAUAUGGAUGAAAUUAAAGCACAAAAUAUGAACACAAAUAAUGAGAGCAAUGAAUCCAAUACUCCGAUCGCAUCACUAAAAGAAGAAAACUUAACGAAACGACAGCUAAAGAGAAGAGCAGACAAAUUGAAACGAAAGACAGAAUUGAGACAAUUGGAGAAAUUGGACACAAAUCAUAGGAAAGACACCAAAACUGAAAUCAAUAAAUACACGAAGAAAAUGGUCACUAAAAAGAGACUUCAAUCGAGAAGAGAAAUGAUUAUUUCUAGACUAGAGUGGGCUAAGGCUAAUCUGCCGAUGAAGAGUCCACACGAAGACAUUGAUGUCAUAACAUUAGACCAAUUGUCACACAAGAGAGAGUCUAUUAUUUAA
Molecule: messenger RNA, 909 nt
Organism: Medioppia subpectinata
Lineage: Eukaryota; Metazoa; Arthropoda; Arachnida; Sarcoptiformes; Oppiidae
Source: the annotation of a GenBank genome assembly